Solanum stenotomum is the source of this 2021-nucleotide messenger RNA. Its product is annotated as aspartic proteinase 36-like. NCBI's taxonomy places the organism in Eukaryota, Viridiplantae, Streptophyta, Magnoliopsida, Solanales, Solanaceae. Gene Ontology annotation, biological process: proteolysis. The record is from RefSeq and is a predicted model, not a curated record. Bases 254 to 1687 code for a protein of 477 amino acids. The transcript has 10 exons. Gene Ontology annotation, molecular function: aspartic-type endopeptidase activity.
AUGAGCAAUAAUCCACUUGUCUUUUUCUCCAUUGAAGAAAAAAAAUUAAAUUACUCGAAUAAUUCCCUAUUCUUGUUACAAUUUCUUUCAAGAGUAAUAUAAAAAAAAUCCUUCCUUUUUCUCUUCCUUCUCAAAUUUCAACAAAAAAAAAAGCAUCUGUACGUAUAACAAGAAUGUAUAUACGUACAGAAAAUGCAAUUUGAGAGGUGGGUUUGUGUUUAUAUAGCAUAAUUUGAAGGAAAUUUGGAAGAAAAUGGGUGAUUUAAGAAAUGGGUGUUUGAUAUUGUUGUUGAUUUUGAUGGGUUUUGGUGUAGAUGUGAAAGGGGAAAAUUUGGUUUUUAAUGUGAAGCAUAAAUAUGGUGGGAGGAAUGGUAAUGGGUCGAUUUUGAAUGAUCUUAAAGCUCAUGAUAAUCGACGGCAUAGCAGAAUGCUUACUGUUAUUGAUUUCAAAUUGGGUGGAAAUGGCUUGCCUACUGAUGCUGCGCUCUAUUACACUAAGAUAUCUAUUGGAACGCCUUCAAGGGAUUUUCAUGUCCAGGUUGAUACUGGAAGUGACAUUUUAUGGGUGAACUGUGCCAGCUGUGAGGGAUGUCCUACAAAAAGCGACCUCGGGAUAGACUUGAUGACAUAUGACCCGAAAGCCUCUGCAAAUGGGAAAUCUGUUUCUUGUGACGAAGAGUUUUGCAUGCUCAAUACUCCCUACUCAGAUUGCAGGACUGGAAUGCCAUGUGAUUUUCAGGUUAGUUAUGGAGAUGGUAGCUCAACAGCCGGAUUCUUUGUGAAGGAUGAUAUUCAGUUUGAGCAAGUGUCCGGAGACCUACAAACAACGUCGAUGAACGGGUCGAUAGCAUUUGGGUGCUCAUCUAGACAAUCUGGAGAGCUAGGUGCAUCUAAUCAAGCAGUUGAUGGAAUACUUGGUUUUGGACAAGCAAGUUCAUCCGUAAUUUCACAGCUAGCUGCCACUGGGAAGGUUAAGAAAAUAUUUGCACAUUGUCUAGAUGGAAAGAAUGGAGGUGGCAUAUUCACCAUUGGACCAGUAGUUCAUCCAAAAGUAAAUACAACACCACUAGUCCCAGAUGCGCCACAUUAUAAUGUUAUUAUGAAAGGAAUUGAGGUUGGUGGUCAAGUUCUAGACAUUCCCACAACUAUGGCAAUAAUUGACAGUGGAACAACCUUAGCUUAUCUUCCACACAAGGUCUACAGUACUCUCAUCAACAAGCUGAUUGAACGGCACCCACAGUUGAAUAUUCGUCUUGUUGAGCAGAGUUUCCACUGCUUUGACUACACUGGGAAGAUUGAUGAUGGGUUCCCAGUUGUAACCUUUCGGUUUGCAGAUUCGCUUCCUUUGACAGUUUAUCCCCACGAUUAUCUUUUCCAAAUCGAAGAGAGUAGAUGGUGCAUUGGUUGGCAAGACAGCAAAAUGCAGACAAAGGAUGGAGCGGAAAUAACUCUGUUGGGAGAUCUCGCGUUAUCAAACAAGCUAGUUGUUUAUGAUAUUGAAAAACAGGCAAUUGGUUGGACUGAAUAUGACUGUUCUUCAACCAUCAAACUCAAAUAUGAGGAAAGUUCUGGUAGCGCGUAUACCGUGGCUUCUCACAAUAUUUCUUCAGCUCCUAUGAUGGAUUCGACAAAGUUCUUCACGUUCUUCUUGAUAAUCAUCUCCAUCUUGUUCAAUUUGUUGAAGUGACAACAGAAACAGCUGUACAGUGAGUAAUUUUUGCACCAUCAACAUUCAGCAAAUUGAAGGGAUUUUCAGUCUUUUCGACCUUGGUUUCGUUGGAGCAAGUAAGAAAGAUUGAGAAACAGAACCAUAUGCUUAAUUCGCUCUCAAUUGCCACGAGUUGAUCAUCUGAAAGUGAUCCUGUUGUCAACAGAUUCUUCUAUUACACUCAUAGUUUCUAAAGGAUGAGAACCAACUAUGUUAGCAUCUAUAUCGAGGAUUCAUGUACUAUAUACAUCCUGUAACAACGAACUUGCAAAAUUGACUUGUUUAUCAUAACGAGAUUCGUCGUUCCUGACCA